AUGAGCUCCAACGGCUUGACGGUCGAGCAUUUGGCUGCCGGCGCAAACAGACAGACUGCCGUUGCGGACUGGAGCCGGACGGGGCUGUUGGCUUAUGGAGCGGAUUGCAACAUUGCUCUCUGGCGGCCAGCUGCCGAUCCUCCAAGAGGCGUAUUCAAACUCUUGAACGGGCAUAAAGAAACAGUCAAAGCCCUGACAUUUCUGCCCGAGCUUGAGAAUGACUCCUCAAGUUACUUCAUCAGUGGCUCAGAUGAUAAGACGCUGGCUGUCUGGAAAUCUUGCCAUGACAGACAAGAUUUCGAGUUGCUUCAGACGGCAUCUGAGCACACCGGGCCAGUAAACUGCGUUACCGCUUUGCGAGUCGCUGCUGAGCAGCCAAAGUGGAUAGUCGCGACGGGAGCAGCAGAUGCAACCAUCAGAAUUUGGAGUUUUGAGAAUGAUCAGCUGCAGCUGAUUCAGACUGUCAAUACGACACCGAAAUACUUCCCUCUAUGUCUUUCACUCAAUAUUCUUGGCGCCGACAAUGACGCUUACAUCCUUGCUUCGGCUGGCACAAAGGAUGUCAUCCAGAUCCUGACAGCCGAGGCGAGGGCGGAUCGGAUCCAGUUCAAUCUUCAGGCAACGCUCAGCGGCCACGAAGGCUGGCUUAGAUCCCUGAGCUUCGCCAAGGAGACGAACAGCCCGGAUAGCGAUCUACUUCUCGCGUCGGCCUCCCAGGAUAAAUACAUCCGAAUCUGGAGAGUGCACCAGGGCAAGGAACUCCCCGCCUUGGCUGCUGAAGGCUCGGACCCUUCUAGCGGUGCUUUCAUGCCUGGAAAGUCCCCAUCCAAUAAAGCGCACUGGCUCAAGAUAUCUGAAAAGGACUUUUCUGUAACAUUCGAGGCUUUGUUGCUGGGCCACGAGGAUUGGAUUUACAGCGCAAAGUGGCAUUCCCAAGCUGAUGGCAAGCUGCAGCUCCUGUCUGCUUCUGCGGAUAACUCGCUGGCUAUCUGGGAGGCUGACCCUGGCUCCGGCAUCUGGGUCAGCAUGGUGAGACUUGGAGAGAUUAGCAGAGAGAAAGGUGCCACGACGGCAACAGGAAGCACUGGCGGCUUCUGGACCGGCCUGUGGUCCCCCGGUGAUAAAUCAGUGGCUUGUCUGGGCAGAACGGGCAGCUGGAGAAGGUGGGAAUAUGACGCCUCAGAAGACAUGUGGAGGCCUUGUAUUGCCAUUUCUGGCCACACAAAGGCUGUUACCGGCAUCUCUUGGUCCAAAGAUGGCGGUUUUCUCCUCUCCACAAGCUCAGAUCAGACAACCCGACUUCAUAUGAAGUGGAAAAGCCACGGCACAUGGCAUGAAAUGUCUCGCCCGCAAAUUCACGGCUACGAUCUAAACUGCAUCGACUCGCUGGGUUCCUCGCAAUUUGUUUCCGGCGCUGAUGAGAAGUUGAUGAGAGUCUUCAGCGAGCCCAAGGCCGUGGCCACCAUGCUCAAUCGACUGGGAGGCAUCGAUGGAGCAAACAUUGCGGACAUGCCUGAUGCUGCCAACAUGCCCGUGCUAGGCCUCUCCAACAAGGCCAUUGACACCUUGGACGACGACCAGGAGAUUCAGCCCAUAGACGAUCGUGAUCGAGACGCUAUCGAUCCUGCGUCCAUUGUCAAGAAGUCAUACCUGGAUAUCGACCACCCGCCAUUCGAGGAAACGCUCUCUCGGCACACCCUCUGGCCCGAGAUGGAGAAGCUCUACGGCCACGGCUACGAAAUCUCCUGUCUUGCCGCCAGUCAUGAUGGCAAGCUCAUCGCUAGUGCCUGCAAAGCCAGUUCCAUCAACCACGCCGUCAUCCGCAUCUUCGAGACGGAUAAGUGGACCGAACUCAGGCCUCCGCUAGCAGCCCAUACUCUGACAGCUACUCGACUGCGAUUCUCCUCCGACGACAAAUAUCUCCUGAGUGUUGGCCGUGAUCGUCAAUGGGCCAUUUUCGAGAGAGGUGUCGGAGAAGAUUCAGUCAUUCAAUACCAGCUGCUACAGUCUAAUGCCAAGGGCCACUCCCGUAUGAUUCUCGACGCCGCAUGGGCUCCCUCUCCUUCAGUGCCCUUGUUCGCCACAGCAGGCCGAGACAAGCAGGUCAGAGUCUGGUCGUUGUCGAAGCAAAGUGGUGAGAACGAGGCCAAGCCCCAGUUUACACAGGUGUCAUCAUUGGCUUCAGACGGGCCAGUCACAUCAGUCGAUUUCUUGACGCAGCCCGUGGGGAACAAGUAUGUUCUCGCGGUAGGCACGGAGAGCGGGCGUGUUAGCCUGUGUACAGUGGCUGAAGAUGGCUCAUCCAUCUUAGAGCUGCCGACGUCUCCUGAGUUGAUUCUCCCCAAGACAGUUCUUCAGCUAGCUUGGCGGCCGGUAAGCAAGGAUGAAAACGCCGCCAAGUAUGAGCUUGCUGUUGCCGGAGAGGAUAGCUCGCUAAGGGUCUAUGGUUUUGGAGAGGAAUAUUUUACAGAACAGAAGCAGUCAAGCACUUGAAUGAUUCAUAUCCAGGGCAAAAUACAUUGGACAUUUACAUCUUGGCCAGGCAUUCAAACACUCAAAAACACUUCCAUUGGUGCUUAAAAAGAAGAAGAAGAGGAAGAGCUAGAGGAACAUUUUGUAUUACCACCACUUUAAGCUCGUAGCAGGAGCGUAUUAAUUUAUACCAUCAUUAAAGCCAUACAAGGCCGGCCAUUCCAUUACACUUCUUCGAAACCAAUAUACCCAACGCCAAAUAGUUCAUCACAGAUAGGAACGACUGUCAACAAAAGCCGCUCUGCCCCCUUGCUCGUCGCUCUCGAUAUGAAGCCAAGUGUUUUGAUUUCGCCAGGCAGUAGAUUGCACCUUUUCUCUCCCACUCUCAUCAGCCCUUAUAUUCGUGUCCGUUAUUAUCGUAAGCGCCUCGCUCCGGCUCGUACAUCUCUCAAUAUUCUUUGUCUCCCAGUUGUCGAUUUGUUUAUAGCUCUCUCACAACCGCCGCAGCGCCCUUGCCAGCUCCCAGCGCCCCGUCAAAGACAUUUCUCGCAAACGCCGCAAUGUCAAUCGUCUCGCCGUUGAUGUAGUACCACGCGCGGCCGGCAAGAAGGGAGACGUGUUGCGGGAGGUACAGGGUUGCGGCGAUGGAGGUCAGGCUGAUGAGCAGGAAGAGGACCGAAU
Trichoderma atroviride IMI 206040 is the source of this 3153-nucleotide messenger RNA. RefSeq lists its product as uncharacterized. Gene Ontology annotation, biological process: tRNA wobble uridine modification. Gene Ontology annotation, cellular component: elongator holoenzyme complex. The record is from RefSeq and is a predicted model, not a curated record. NCBI's taxonomy places the organism in Eukaryota, Fungi, Ascomycota, Sordariomycetes, Hypocreales, Hypocreaceae. Gene Ontology annotation, molecular function: protein binding.